UCAUGUAACCGCUCUGUCAUGAAUAAAUCGCACUACAGCAUCAAACAUCACGCUUGUGGAUCAGUUCAGUCGAGUGUAAACAUUCCGUGCGCAAACAUGCUAAUUACCAGCUCCAUAACCACAGACUUAAUCGCACUUUUCGUAACUCUUGCAGUACUGUUCAUCAGCUACUGGAAAUGGACUUAUCAAUAUUGGCAAAGACGGAACGUCCCAUACGUGCAACCCCAAAUACCCUUUGGAAACCUAACCAACUCCAUCAAAGGUAAAGAACACACCAGCGUGACCUUAAAAAAAAUCUACGACGAAAUGAAACGCAAGGGCUCGAAACACGCCGGCAUAUACAUGUUCAACAAGUGCAUCUACUUUCCGAUAGAUUUAGAUUACAUAAGAAACAUCAUGACGAAGGAUUUUCACCAUUUUGUCGACCGCGACUUUUACGUAAACAAAAAAGACCCUUUGCAAGCCCAUCUCGUCAAUCUAAAGGGCAACGAAUGGAAAAAUAUGAGAGCGAAACUAACGCCGACUUUCACUUCGGGCAAAAUGAAGAUGAUGUUCCAGGUGAUGGCAGAGUGCCAAAACGAUCUGUUAACGAAGAUGCACGAAGAAUGUUUGAAGAACAAACCGAUCGAUAUUAAAGAAGUUUUGGCAAGGUUUACUACCAACAUCAUCGGGUCUUGUGCCUUUGGUUUGGAAUGUAAAGCCCUGGAAGACGAAGACUCGGAAUUCAGAGAGUAUGGGAAGAAAAUGUUUAGCGAAACAAAGUUUGGGAUGUUUAAGAGACUUUUUGCGAUGACGUUUCCUAACAUUGCUAGGUUGUUUAACGUUUCUUUGAUACAUAAGGACGUAGCCGACUUUAUACUGAAAAUAGUUGAAGACACUAUAGAGUACCGAGAGAAAAAUAACUGUUCUAGGAACGACUUUUUGCAACUGAUGAUGAAUUUGAAGAAAAAUCCACCCACAGAUAUUGAUGAUCAUGACGGGAAACCUCUAACAAUGGACGAAGUGGCGUCUCAGUGUUUGGUUUUCUUUGCAGCAGGUUUUGAAACCUCGUCAACUUUGAUGUCUUUCGCGCUUUAUGAGCUAGCCAAACAUCAAGACAUACAAGAGAAACUGCGAGCUGAAAUUAAUUCGGUUUUGGAUAAGCAUGAAAAAAAAAUCACAUAUGACUCGAUCCAGGACAUGAAGUACUUAAAUCAAGUAGUUGAUGAAACCUUGAGAAAACACCCUCCGGGAGCUCUUCUUAACAGGAAGUGUGUGAAGGAUUAUAAAGUUCCGGGGGAAGAUCUCGUAAUCGAGAAAGGUAAAAGCGUUAUGAUUUCGGUACUUGGAAUACAUUACGAUGAAGAAUAUUAUCCGAAUCCUACUCAGUUUGACCCUGAACGUUUCAAUGAUGAAAAUAAGAACUCAAGACAUAACUUUGCUUAUAUGCCUUUCGGUGAAGGUCCUAGGAACUGCAUUGGAAUGCGUUUUGGUUUGCUUCAGUCAAAACUGGGUCUGGCUUGUUUAAUAAAGAAUUAUAAAUUCACUGUUAACAAGAAAACGCAGGAACCCCUAAAAUAUAAGCAAAAUAACAUUGUACUAGCAGCACAAGGCGAAAUUUGGUUGAAUGCUCAAAAAAUUUAAAAUUUUUGUGUUAAAUAUUAGCUUCUCGUUUUUUGAGAUAAUUGUUCCAUUUGUUUUCAUAUCAUUUAAGCACCUGUGUGUUUUCAUUCUCGUCGUCAUUAAAGUGUAACGAUCUUA
Messenger RNA from Zophobas morio, 1740 nucleotides. Its product is annotated as probable cytochrome P450 6a13. NCBI's taxonomy places the organism in Eukaryota, Metazoa, Arthropoda, Insecta, Coleoptera, Tenebrionidae. Gene Ontology annotation, molecular function: monooxygenase activity; iron ion binding; oxidoreductase activity, acting on paired donors, with incorporation or reduction of molecular oxygen. The record is from RefSeq and is a predicted model, not a curated record. The transcript has 3 exons. Bases 19 to 1623 code for a protein of 534 amino acids.